Molecule: messenger RNA, 1110 nt
Organism: Rotaria sordida
Lineage: Eukaryota; Metazoa; Rotifera; Eurotatoria; Philodinida; Philodinidae
Source: the annotation of a GenBank genome assembly
AUGAUGUUAUAUUUUGUUUUUAUUAACUUUAUCUUUAUUCUUAUUAUAUCUGAUUCAUGGUGUAGAAAUAUAGAAAAAACUAUUGUACCAAUAGGAGAAUCAUUUUCGUUUAAUUGUCACCAAGAUGAAUCAGUUUAUUUUGCUCGACAAUUACAUGACUGGUCAGAAAUACAAAAUAAUGAUAAUAGAUAUUCAUAUUUAAAUUUAAAUAUUAUUAAUAUAAAUGAAGAAAAUGUUUUACGUAUUACAAUAAAUUCAGCUAAUUCACAAAAUACUGGAUAUUAUGGUUGUAGUAGUUCAAAAUCGAGAAGACAGUCAAUGAGUCGUACUUAUCAAUUGAUUGUAGCUGAUGUUGACUUAUUUUAUUGGAGUUAUAUAUGUCAUGGUCAACCUGGUGCAUGUAUGACUUUUAAUGAUCCAUCAGAUGAAACUCGAAGUACAUUUGAAGUUGCCGAUCAAACUUAUGUUGAUUUAUUUUGUUGUACAUCUGUUACGGGCUAUGAACAUGUAAAUAUUAAAAUGACACCAGUAGGAGAAAUUCGAGACCGAAUUACUAUAAAACGAAAUCAAGAACUUGAUGGAUCAUGGGUUGUCUGUGCAAAUCAACAUACCGUUUUCAAACGAACAUCUUCGAGAUAUCCAGAAAGGUUAACAUGUGAAUUAGUAAUCGAUAAUCGAGUACAUUCAUCUUUAAUAAGUGUUAUUGACAUUAAAGAUGCAAUGCCAAUUAAUCCUGAUAUUGAUCCAUCUAAUCGUUUUACACCACCUUCAAAAGAUGAUGAUGAUGAAUAUUUUAAUGGUCGAACGUCAUCGAAUUCUGGAAGACGCGGAAAAUUGACAACCGGAAAACAAAUUGCUAUUAUUAUUGGUUCUAUUAUUGGCGGUCUUUUCUUUUUUGGAUUAUUAUUCUUUUUAAUUUUUUUCCUUUGCUGCAAAAAUAGAGUUUUAAAAAAUUCUAGUUCUCAAACAAAGAAAUCCAAUAAAGAUCCAAUAGUUAGUACACAUGUAAAAUCAAAUAAAAAAGAAAAACAAAAUCCACAAGAAGAAGAACCUCUUUACCUAGAACCAGUACCAUUAUCUGAAAAUUCACCUGUGUUUCUACGACUCUAA